Molecule: messenger RNA, 813 nt
Organism: Lathyrus sativus (Indian pea)
Lineage: Eukaryota; Viridiplantae; Streptophyta; Magnoliopsida; Fabales; Fabaceae
Source: the annotation of a GenBank genome assembly
AUGGCUACAACCCCUUCGCUUCUACACUCUUCCGGCUCCUCUUUUCUCCCUCAGUUUCGAACUUUUCCAACCCAAUUUUCUUCAUUGUUUUCUCAUGGAAACAACCGGCACGGAUGUGGAGUGGUGUCUGUGAAGGCCACGGUUUCGGGGACUGUGUUGGUGGAGAAGUCUGAAGCAGAGAAGGUUUAUAGACUCAAAACAACUUACAAUGAGAAAAUUGUUCCUUUGCUCAUGGAAGAGUUCUCUUACACCAACAUUCAUCAGGUGCCUAAAGUUGAUAAGAUUGUGGUAAACUGUGGUAUUGGAGAAGCUGCACAGAAUGCAAAAGGUUUGGAUGCUGCGAUUAAUGAUCUAGCAUUGAUCACUGGACAGAGACCUGUUAAGACUCGGGCGAGGAUUUCUGUUGCCACCUUCAAGAUCAGGGAAGGUCAACCACUUGGAAUUGCUGUGACACUCCGAGGAAAAGUAAUGUACUCAUUCUUAGACCGCGUUAUCAACUUAGGACUUCCUAGGACAAGAGAUUUUCAAGGUUUGAAUCUAAGCAGCUUUGAUGGGAAUGGAAAUUUCAACAUUGGUAUUAAGGACCAAACAGUGUUCCCCGAGCUGAAAUCUGGUUUCGGUACAGCUAGAGGAAUGGAUGUAUGCAUUUCAACAACUGCUAAAAGCGAUCAAGAAGGACAGAAAUUAUUGGCUCUCAUGGGUAUGCCCUUCAGAGAGGAAGUUGAAGUUUCGCAAAUAGUUCGCAAAAAGAAGUUGAAGUCUCAUCAUUUUGAUGCAAAAUCAAGGGGUAGAGGAGAUAGAGCAAGGAAGUAA